UGCACAAAAUCACACUCUCUCUCUCACACACACACACAUAUAUAUACAUAUGCCAUACAUCAGCUACAAAUUACCAAUAGAAUUUCCUCACACUCAACCUCUAAACUCUACCAAAUGGAAGUUAGAACCUUGUUUUCAUGUGGGGCAUUAGGAACCUUCCUCCUCUUCUUCUGUUCUUUCCCUUUGCUCGCUUUGUCAGACUCAGCUCAUGAAAAUUCCCCUAAACUUCUUUCAAGACGUUUAUUAACUACAACGCCUCGUAGCAUAGUGGAACAAUAUUUAGUACCCCACAACCUUGAGAGAGAAAAGCUAGGACUCCCUCCUCUUAGAUGGAGCAAGAAGCUUGCAAAUUUUGCUUCAUCCUGGGCUCAUCAGCGACAAGAAGAUUGUGCACUGAUUCAUUCGAAUAGCGAUUACGGCGAGAAUUUGUUUUGGGGCAGUGGCAAGGACUGGAAAGCUGGUGAUGCUGUUGCUGCUUGGGCUGAAGAGAAAGGUGACUACAACUACAAGACAAAUACAUGUGCUCACAACAAGGAUUGCCUCCAUUAUACCCAGAUAGUUUGGAGGCAAAGCUUGAAGGUUGGUUGUGCAAGAGUUGCUUGCAGAAGUGGAGAUACAUUCAUCACGUGUAACUAUGAUCCUCAUGGCAAUGUCAUAGGCCAAAAGCCCUUCUGAAUCAGAUAAGUUUGCACAUAAUUUCCUCUGUCAGAAGGCAAGCAUUUCACUUCAUCAGAACUGAAGCAUUCUGUUCAGUAGCUAGUUAAUUAAAGGGGAACCCUGAGUUUUGUCCCUAAUCUUUAACACAGUCCUCAAUUUAGUCCCAAAAGGAGUUUAUAAAUUAGGUCCCUAAUGUUUUUUGGGUCCUAUUUUCCUUGUCUGAUUGUAUUUUUCAUUUAAUGUACAUAUUUUAUGAAAUAAAAUUAUACCA
Messenger RNA from Populus trichocarpa (black cottonwood), 928 nucleotides. RefSeq names its product pathogenesis-related protein PRB1-2. Gene Ontology annotation, cellular component: extracellular region. The record is from RefSeq and is a predicted model, not a curated record. The coding region runs from base 115 to 675 and encodes 186 amino acids. NCBI's taxonomy places the organism in Eukaryota, Viridiplantae, Streptophyta, Magnoliopsida, Malpighiales, Salicaceae. The transcript has a single exon.